Tetranychus urticae (two-spotted spider mite) is the source of this 2868-nucleotide messenger RNA. Its product is annotated as cysteine sulfinic acid decarboxylase. Lineage: Eukaryota; Metazoa; Arthropoda; Arachnida; Trombidiformes; Tetranychidae. Gene Ontology annotation, biological process: carboxylic acid metabolic process. Gene Ontology annotation, molecular function: carbon-carbon lyase activity; pyridoxal phosphate binding. The record is from RefSeq and is a predicted model, not a curated record. Gene Ontology annotation, cellular component: cytoplasm.
UGUUUUACUCGUCAGCAGUUGGAUCAAAAUUUACCUAUCUUACAGUGUAUUACGGUAAGACAUGAGAGUUGUGAUGUAAGCAAAAGACAGAUUGAAACCCUGAAAAGAUACAAAUGUAUUGAAUGUAUUGCACUUGACAAAGACUCGGCCGAAUCAAUUAAUUGAAACAAUUUAAUUUAACCACAAUCACGUUUAAUACUGAUGGCUUCAACAACUAUUAAGAAAUGAGGUAAAAUUUAAUGAUUUGCAGCUAACAAUUGUGAAAUCUAUUCUCAGCUGAUUAUGGAAAAAUUUCCUCUUUUAAUAAGUCUUUACUUAAUCUCUUGAUAUUUUGCUUCUUUCCCAACGAUAACUACACACAAUAUGGACUUCGGAGUCCGGAGAAAAAAGGGAAACUUCUCCACUACAAUUAAGAUAUAUCAUCUUCAUCAUCAACAAAGACUUCGGAGUUCGUAAAUAAAAGAACGAUACUCUCUUGUGUUCUCAUACAACUCAACAAAAAUAUUUCCCCACUGUAACAAAGUCAACAGUCUCGAAUCAACUUAUCACGAGUUACAUUGUCAAUUUAGAUUACAACAACUAUUAUAUUUUCAAUUUGAUAGUUACCCUCAACAACUUCCCGGUCUCUGGUUUUCUGGUAGUCCCGUGUUUACACCAAGAGUAUAUAAAUUGAUGUGCCAAAGUGGAACCAUUUACCAAUCAUGUUUACCAUUCGACUAACUUGAAUUCAAUUUUGUGCAACCGUUUUUAUACAUCUCCUAGUUUUUAACCAGUUACAUAAAACAAAACCUAAACCUAAACCAUUAAGAGUUUGGUUUUCUUAUCUUGCUUUUUUCCAUUUUGUUAAAUCUAUCCUUUAAUUUUAACCCAGACGGUUAAUGUUAGUCACUUCUUUGUUCACAUCAUCUUAACCGUUGUUUUGCUUUUGUUUCACACGCUUGUCUUUUGAUCCUCUUUGUAACCCAUUUUAACAUAAUCAUCAAAUUCAACUCUAUUAUUGCUGUGAUUCUGAAACCGUCGACAACCCACAAAUAUGAGCCAUACACAGGAGACUGAGAAAAUUUCAUGGUUAGCUGAUCUUUACCAGCGGACAAACAAAAAUUGGUUUGGUCUUAAUCAUUCAUCGGAAGCGUCUUCAACCUCAAAUAAUGUUUCUGAGAGCAAAAAGGAUAAUGUUGCUGAUGAUACGCUUAUUCGUAAAGUGGCUGAAAUGAUUCUUGAUGAAUUUCAUUUAAUUGGAGAUUCGGAUAAUGUUAAAAAUACCAAUACAAAGUUGGUCAACUUCACUCAACCAGCUGAUCUUGAGAAAAUUCUGAAAUUGGAAAUAACCAAGGAUGGUUUAACUAUAAAACAAUUGGAAGACUUUUGUCGUCAAGUCAUUAAAUAUAGUGUUAAAACAACUCAUCCUCAUUUCUAUAAUCAAUUGUAUGGCGGUGUCGAUCAAUUUGGUGUUGCUGGUGCAUGGUUAACUGAUGCACUCAAUACAAGCCAAGCAACAUAUGAAAUCGCGCCAGUUUUCACGCUUUUGGAAAGGAAGAUAAUCGAAUAUUGUGGCUCCAAAUGUGGUUGGGAUCUUGAUAAAAUCGAUGGUAUCUUCUCACCAGGCGGUUCGAUCUCCAAUAUGUAUGGCAUGAUUUUAGCCCGAUACAAUAAAUUUUCAGACACCAAAGAAAAUGGUGUUCGUGGUUUACCUCGUUUGGUUGCUUUUGGCUCAGACAGCUCUCAUUAUUCACUGUCUAAAUCUUCAAUUUGGAUGGGUCAUGGAACUAAUUCUGUUGUUAAGGUGAAAACUGAUGAUCGUGGAAAAAUGAUUCCUUCAGAAUUGGAAAAAGAAAUUGAAAAUACUAUAAAAGAUGGCGCUGUGCCCUUCGUGGUUAUCGCUACUGCUGGAACUACUGUUUUGGGUGCUUUUGAUCCAAUCCGAGAGGUAGCAGCAAUCUGUGCAAAAUAUAAUAUCUGGUUACAUGUUGAUGCUGCUCUUGGCGGAACUUUCUUACUUUCUUUGAAACAUCGCACUCUAUUAGAUGGAAUUGAAUUAGCUGACUCAGUUGCAUGGAACCUUCAUAAAUUAGCUGGAGCACCACUUCAGUGUUCCCUGUUCUUAACUCGUCAUUGUCAGCUUCUCCAACACUGUAAUAGUCUUAAUGCCGAGUAUAUUUUCCAGUCUGACAAAUAUUAUGAUGCUGAUUAUGAUUUGGGAGACAAAUCUAUCCAAUGUGGUCGUAAAGUUGACUCUCUGAAAGCUUGGUUGACUCUUGCUUCUCGCGGUGAAGAUGAAUGGGAACACUUGGUUGACAAUAUUAUCCAAAUGAAUCGUUACAUAACAGAUAAAUUAGCCCAUCGUCCAAAUUUUAAGUUAGUUUUGCCUCAAUUUGAAGGAUCUACUGUAUCUUUUUGGUACAUUCCAGAAAAGUUGAGAAACCAAACUCACAUUGAUCCAGCUACUCUCCAUAAAGUUUGUCCAGCUAUUAAAUCGCGAAUGAUGUCAUCUGGAUCUCUUAUGAUUGGAUAUCAGCCUUUGACCUGUAAAAACUUGCCAAAUUUUUUCCGCCUUUCUUUAACUUGCAUUCCUCCGGCAACAAUGGAAGAUAUGGACUUUAUUGUUGACGAGAUAGAAAGGCUUGGAAAAGAUCUUGAGUUUUGAAAGGCUUUAUAUCCAAAAUGAAAUGCUAAAAAAUAUAUUUAUACAAUACUGAAAAGUGUUUGAAAAGAGGUAUCACCAACUUAAAUAGUUGCAACUCUAAAUUAAUGGCUCCAUUAAUUUUUUAUGCUGAGAUUUUUGUAAAAACUAUCUGUAUGAAUUCAAAUUAACUUAAAUUCUCAUGCUAAUAAACUGUGAUCUGUUGAAAAUUGAUCAAAUAUAACAAA